This is a messenger RNA of Coniophora puteana RWD-64-598 SS2, 1894 nucleotides long. RefSeq lists its product as uncharacterized. The coding region runs from base 1 to 1620 and encodes 539 amino acids. The record is from RefSeq and is a predicted model, not a curated record. NCBI's taxonomy places the organism in Eukaryota, Fungi, Basidiomycota, Agaricomycetes, Boletales, Coniophoraceae. The transcript has 4 exons.
AUGCCUUGUUCUUUGGAAGUUAUACCGUCUUCUGACAGCCUGAAUAUGUACGGCCCUCCAGAUGCAUCAACGUCAUUUUCGCUCUCGGGUCGCAUCACAAUCACGAUCAAUCCAAGUUCCUGGCCUCUGUCACGUCGUUCGCCAACCCGACAUAUUCUGAAAUCGCUCAUAGUCACUUUUGAAGGUCGGCAAGAAUCAAUUACUCCAGAAACGGGGUACGGAGCUGUGCGACUCUGCUUAGUAACGCGUGAACUUGUCUCUGGAGCACCUCUUCAGCUUUCCAACGCAACACAGGGCGGGGAGAAGACGUGCAUAUGGCACUUCGUAUUUGACUUACAGAUACCUGGGUGGCUGCCUGAAACCUCUUCAUGGGGAAGCCCGUCGCCUUUCCAUGGCGAUGCGGGAACUCGUUACGCACUCUACGCAAGCGCAUCUUUUUUCGACGGGGAGGAAUGUAGCAGCGCACCUACGGCGGGCCCGUCAUCAUGGAUGACUGCAAUCACGAGCUGCAUGACGUUGCCUUUUGGUGGCGGGCAAACCAACAUUGUAGAGGCACCUCAAUGCCCGAUCGUGGUAGCACGCUACGUGGAUCCGCCCCGCAUGGAGGACAGCUGUGCGGCGUUUCCCAUGUCAGCAUUUGUCGUCGAUGCUCAGCGGGCAAGCAUGGAGAGCCCCCGGCAUGGGAUUCCCCCUGUAGUGUUAAGCAAAGUGAGGGUCGGUGCGCUGGUGCCAAGCCCUGUGUCGUUCGAAGGCGGAUCUUUUCCCAUCGAGUUGCGCGUAAGAGCGACUGACCUCGAGGACGGAUUCCGCGCGCGACUGCAACUUACUGAGGUGAAUGUAGACAUUGAGCAAACGGAGUUCUUUAGAAAUACUAUGCCGCGUAAUGAGAUUGAGGCUGCUAAAUGGCCUGUCCCACCAUGUUCAUACCAACCACCUUAUCUUCCAUUGCGGCAGACACAUUCGCUGGCCUCCUUUUUUGACGCUGGUCUUGUCAUUACCCCUGCGCACUUUCGGUCUACAGUCACAAGAACGUUCUCUCUCCUGCCUUUGGAUCAGUCCGGAUUGUUCAAUGUUGGGGGCAAUACACAUGUUUUCGUUCGGCAUCCCUCUUCGCUACCAGAAUCCGAUCCCGAGGACUGGUAUGUGCUCGACAUGCAUAUUCCCAUUCUACAAGAGCCAUAUCAAAGCGAUUGGGCCGGCUUACGCGGGGCUCGUCCCAGCGAAGACACACCACUCUUUACAGUCCAGCACCUAUUACAUCUUGCCCUUCGCGUUCAGUAUACAGACUCAUAUGGUAUUGUCGCCGCAGAACGUCUGCAAUUCUCUGUGCCGCUCAACUUUGUGCGUGCCACGCCUUUACACAUAGACCCACGUAUCCAGACUUUGAUCCCGCCCUUGUUGCCCCCUGUCGUUGCACACGUGGGGGCAGGGCUGGAGCAGCUGGUGGGUGUGGGGAUGGGGAUGAACAAGGGUGCUGCGUACACAAAUAGGCUGCCUCCUUAUUCGCAACUGUUCCACCCGAAUGGAGAGGAGAAGAUAAACUGGUCUAUGCAGUUGCCGCUGUAUGAACCGCCAGCAUCCUCGCCUUCGACUACAUCAACCAUUGCUGGCCUUACUUGAAAUAUUAACAUCGUGGCAUCUCUACACGCCAACCUCGCGGUCUUUAAGCGUCUUUCACUGUCUUUUGCCUCGUCGCCUCCGUGAAUCCUUCAUCAGCAUCAGCAUGUUUCAUGACUACGUGCCUUCCCAUGCAUGCGUAGAGCAGUUUUCAUCUGUUUCCUUCGAUCAUAAACAUCAACUUACCUCCCACCACUUUGUACUGGGAUAUCUGUCGCUCUCUUCACUAAUAUCCCUCCCGCUCAUUCGAACUCACUUGCUGGUGUAUAUAAUACUC